Messenger RNA from Arabidopsis lyrata subsp. lyrata, 1497 nucleotides. RefSeq names its product NAC domain-containing protein 60. The transcript has 4 exons. Bases 266 to 1261 code for a protein of 331 amino acids. Gene Ontology annotation, molecular function: DNA binding. Gene Ontology annotation, biological process: regulation of DNA-templated transcription. The record is from RefSeq and is a predicted model, not a curated record. NCBI's taxonomy places the organism in Eukaryota, Viridiplantae, Streptophyta, Magnoliopsida, Brassicales, Brassicaceae.
AGUAUGGUGAUGUGGCAAUGAUACGUAGAAUUGUCAAUAUCUGUGCAACAACUGUUGGUUAAAAAAACAGAAACACGAAGUGAAAGUCAGUGUAAGUGAAGCAGCUGAUCAUCGCCUCUCUUUAUAGUUUCUUCAAGGGUCUCUGGUUCCAAUUCCCGAGACAGUGAGAGAGAGAAAGAAUCUUGUUUUAUUUUUUUGACUACUCAAUUCCUCUCAGUAGCUAAAAUCAAGAACCCUUUUGAUCUCUCUUCCCUUAUCUUUUUAUAUGGCGGCUGAGCCGGCGGUGACGACGGCGUUCCCUGGCUUCAAAUUCUCACCGACGGAUAUCGAACUCAUAUCUUAUUACUUGAAACGGAAGAUGGAUGGUUUGGAGAAGUCCGUUGAGAUUAUACCUGAAGUCGAUAUUUAUAACUUCGAGCCUUGGGAUUUGCCUGAUAAGUCCAUCGUUAAAUCGGAUAGUGAAUGGUUCUUCUUCUGUGCUCGUGGUAAAAAGUAUCCCCAUGGUUCACAGAACAAAAGAGCAACCAGGAUGGGAUAUUGGAAAGCCACAGGAAAGGAACGUAAUGUGAAGUCGAGUUCUGAGGUCAUUGGAACAAAGAGGACGCUUGUAUUCCACAUUGGCCGCGCGCCAAAAGGUGGAAGGACGGAAUGGAUUAUGCAUGAGUAUUGCAUGAUUGGAGUAUCACUGGAUGCUCUGGUUAUUUGCCGACUUAGGAGGAAUACUGAAUUUCAAGGGGCUACAAUUCAAAAUCCACCACAGCCAAGUUUAUCGUCUGACAAGCCCGAAAACUUGCAGAAUGAAGCUAUUUUAGAAAGUAUUUCUGGUUGGGAAAAUAUGGUUGAUUUUUACUUAUCAAGUGAGUCAGGGCAGGAACUACUAAGUGAAAUAGCAGAAUCUUCACAAUCUUCACAAAAUCCACAGGUUCCUAGUGAAGAAGAUUUCUAUGCGGAUAUCCUGAGGGAUGAAAUAGUAAAGCUAGAUGAUCCGGCGAUAUUGGGUAAUACACUGACCAAUGUCCCAAGGCUUCAAACAGAGUCCAACACCACAAGAGUACUACCUUUACCUGACAUGGUAGACAAACAAAUGCAAUCCCUGCUACAGAAACUACCAUUACAAAAUGACACUGGAGAAGAAAACAACAUAUCCAUGUCAAAUUGCUUUAUCGGUAUCUACUCAAUUAAGUCUAUAAACCGAGCGCGAUGGGACGUUGUUGUUUGGUUACUGGUUAUGAUAGCCGUGUUGGUGUUUUAUUUAGUGUGAGGCCAAAGAAGACAACUUCUAGGCAGUUUGCUUGGUUUUUUCUUAAUGUUGAGAGAAGAUGUUGUUCUUGCUAGGCUUAGUUUACGUGUAGCAUCUAUGUGUUCUAUGUAUGAACCUAUGAGGUUCUCGAGAUCUAUGUUCUGUAUAAGGUAGAUUUAUGAAAUUCUGUAUAAGGUAGAUUUUCUAUCUUUAUAAAUUCAUUAUUUUCAAUAAGAUUUGGGUUUUCAGUUUGACAA